Molecule: messenger RNA, 1530 nt
Organism: Hypoxylon trugodes
Lineage: Eukaryota; Fungi; Ascomycota; Sordariomycetes; Xylariales; Hypoxylaceae
Product: MFS general substrate transporter
Exons: 3
Coding region: 1-1530 (509 amino acids)
Biological process (GO): transmembrane transport
Molecular function (GO): transmembrane transporter activity
Source: RefSeq, a predicted model, not a curated record
AUGGCCGACUCAAAGGAAGCGGCCGCUGCCGCCGAAUCUCACCCGGCCGUAAGAUCGCAUUCUGAUCUUUCCGAAAGCGCCCAUACCCCCGUACCAACUACAGAGCGCCCCGGUGGAUGGAUGUAUCGUGGUGUAAAGGUUGGGAAGAAUGAGAUUUGGUAUGCGUCGCCAAAGGUUCAGCUUGUGAUGGUAGCGUUGGUGUGUUUUAUGUGCCCUGGCAUGUACAAUGCGUUGGGUGGUCUUGGUGGUGCUGGUUUGAGUAAUGGAACCGUCCAGGAUCAUGCGUCUACUGCUCUCUACUCUGUCUUCGCCGUUGUCGCCUUCUUUUCCGGCUCUGUUGCGAACAAACUCGGUAUCAGGAUUACUCUGGCCAUCAGUGGUCUUGGUUACUGCAUUUACACCGGUAGUUUGUUGUGCUACGUCCACACCGAAAACGUUGGAUUCGUCAUCUUUGCUGGUGCAUUUUUGGGUCUUUGUGCCGGUUUGCUUUGGACUGCACAGGGUGCUAUUAUGAUGGCUUACCCUCCCGAGCAGUCCAAGGGCCGAUACAUUAGUUGGUUCUGGAUUAUUUUCAACCUCGGUGCUGUCAUUGGUAGCUUGAUUCCCUUGGGUCAGAACAUCAACAACUACAGCGGUACCGUCACGGAUGGUACCUAUGCGGCAUUCAUCGUUCUGAUGUUUGUUGGUGCUUGUCUCACGUUGUUCCUCGUCAAUGCUGACAAGGUCAUCCGUGAAGACGGCUCCAAGGUCAUCAUGAUGAAGAACCCCACUUGGCAGAGUGAAUUAAUUGGUCUUUGGGAGUGUAUCUCUCUUAGCCCCUGGGUUGUUGCUCUGUUCCCCAUGUUCUUCGCCUCUAACAUCUUCUACACUUACCAACAGAACGGGCUCAACCUCGCUCACUUUAACACUCGUGCCCGUUCAUUGAACAACUUGCUCUACUGGCUCGCUCAGAUUUUUGGUGCCGUUAUCGUUGGAUACGCCCUCGAUAUCUCCAAGGUUCGCCGAUCAACGCGUGCCAAGAUCUCUUUCGUUGUGCUUUUUUCUCUCACCUUCAUCAUUUGGGGUGGUGGUUACGCAUGGCAACGAAACCAGGUCUCACGAGCAGUUGCCACAGACCCGGCGUAUGAGUCACAGAAGAUUGACUGGACUGACCCGAAAUUCCUUGGGCCUAUGUUCCUUUACAUCUUCUAUGGUUUCUACGACUCCGUCUGGCAAACGUGCAUCUACUGGUACAUGGGAGCUCUCUCUAACUCCGGCCGAAGAACUGCCAACAUGGCUGGUUUCUACAAGGGUCUCCAGUCCGCCGGUGCUGCUGUCUUCUGGCGCUUGGACGGCAUUGGCAUCGAGUAUAACAGACUCUUUGCCGUUACUUGGGCCGUCUGUGCUGGUGCUCUCUUAGUCGCUGCCCCGAUCAUCUUCUACAAGAUAAAAGACAGCACGGACAUAGAAACCGAUCUCAAAUAUUCGGACGAGGUAGCAGAGGAAGUUAUGGCUCCUACCGCAAUUAACGAGAAGCAUGCGGAUAUCUGA